CUGUCCUGUGCUGGGGACAGCAGUCGUGGCAGCAGGCUUCCAAGUUGAUGUGACUGCGUCCUCCCCAGCUCUGCUGCAGUCUCCUUUGUGACAUCACAGAGCCGGGCAUGACAUCAGUCUUUGUACAGUCACGUUGGCAGCCUCCCACAGCACAGAUACGCAGGGCAGCCGCUCUGUACUGGUGGUUACCUCUGGAGCUCCGCUCAAGGUAGCAGCCACUUUGUGUGUUGGGAUUGUUCCUUGGGAGAGAACAGGAUGAAAGUCAGCCUGACUCUCUCCGUGACUGUGGCUCUGUCCAUAGUUUCAUUUCUUGCAAAUGGCCUUGGCCGUUCCACCUUUCUUGGCUGGAUCUGGGACACGGACAAAAAGCUGGUCCUUCCUGAGGAGCAGCUGCCCGUUGACACCCAGUGCCAGGCCUCCAGCUGGCCCUGUUGGCUUGGCCUUUGGCCUUGCCACGGAUGGGGGUACUCCAGGGUCGGUAGAGUCAUCACUGCAGAGGGCCCGAAGCAGCAGCCCCUGGGCACGGAGCAGAAGGCCUCCCAGGGGCCCUUCUGGUCGGGACUUUCACAGUACCCCAUUCAGAUCUGGGAAAGGCUCAGCAAGAUGGUCCUUCCUGAGAAGAAGCAGCCUGUUAUCGCUGCUGAACAGGCUUCAAAUGGGCACUGUUGGCUAGGCCUUUCUUCCUGCCCCAAAUGGCUCCAAUUUGGGGUCAGCAGGGCUGCUGUAACGCAGGGCCCGAAGCAGCAGCCCCUGGGCACGGAGCAGAAGGCCUCCAAGGGGCCCUUCUGGUCGGGACUUUCAACGUACCCAGUGAGGAUCUGGGAAAGGCUCACGAAGAUGGCCCUUCCUGAGAAGCAGCUGCCAGUCGUCCGCGAGCACCAGGACUCCAGCUGGCCGUGUAGACUUGGUCUUUCCCCCUGCCUCACAUGGAUCCACUCCUGGGUCAGCAGGGCUGGCGUAACGCAGGGCCCGAAGCAGCAGCCCUUGCGCCCCGAGCUGAAGGCCCUCAGCUUGCCCUACCCUCUGGGCCUCCUUUGGGACUACGCGGACCAAGUGGGGAUAACCUGGCUCCUUACUUACGGCCUGACAGAUGUCUGCGUUCUCUGCCUGCUGAGGAUUGCCCGCAGCCUCUGGAGAAAAGUAAGAAGACCUCGGGAAAAGGGAACGGGACAAACGGACUCGUCUUCCACGAGAACAGACUGCUCGCAAAGGGACACCAUACAUUAUUACAACCAGCUCUGGCAGUUGAAGACCCAGCUAUUAUUAAUGGAGAGGUACAUAAUGAUCCUCGAGAAGAAGGCCAACUGCCAGCAGUCAAGGAAGAAGGAGUAUUCAGCAAGGAAGCUGAACUGCUCCUCAUCCACUUCCAGCUCCAGUUUGCCACUUCACACAGCGCACCAGCUGCUUCCAUAAGGCACAACCUGGAAAACUUCAAGCAGCUUUAAAACAAAUGAUGUGAUGAACAAAUGAUUGGAAUUUGUCUAUUACAUGCCAUCUUAUGUCAUUCAGACGGAUGUAUAAAUAAAUAAAGUUCUUCAGAUUGCAUAAAAUUUCUGAGGAAAAUGUAUGUCAGGUGUAACUCUCUGCAGGAUUCUACUGCCUGCCAAAUUCUUUCAGCAUAUAUUGAUUUCCUUGUGAGCUUACCACAACCAGACUGAAACACACAAGUACUGCAGCUUAUUAUUCUUCAUCAGUAUUUCUGCUACCAGCUUGAUGCAGCUUGCUGUCUUGUGAAAACUGCAGAUCCACAGUGUUUAUAUACUUUUGUACAGGCGCCUACUUCUACAGCUAACCUACAAAGCAUUCCUUUUUCAGCAGAAAUUCCUAGUCCUGAGCAGGUAUCUGUCAGAUCCCUAACUCUUGCAUGACUUGCUGAGUCACUGUCCAUAAUGUGUGGGUUGGUUUGUUUUUUUUUAAAUCUACGCAUUUCAAAAGCCGAGGAACAGGGAAAUUUUACUGCUGCUGAAAAACAGAAAACUAUCCAGAAGCAUAGUGCCAUGAAAGCAAGGGACCGAGUUUGUUCGUCUAUUUCCUUCUGCUCUCGUUCCCAUUCCGCAAUUCCUGGCACGAACAAAGCGCCGUAAGGUAAACGGAGUGUUUUGCGGGGGAGCGCGGGCGGGCUCGGCCCUUCACUAUCGGGCGCUGACGAGCGCCGCCUGCGGGGCGAGC
Meleagris gallopavo (turkey) is the source of this 2169-nucleotide messenger RNA. The record is from RefSeq and is a predicted model, not a curated record. NCBI's taxonomy places the organism in Eukaryota, Metazoa, Chordata, Aves, Galliformes, Phasianidae.